This is a messenger RNA of Exophiala oligosperma, 2227 nucleotides long. RefSeq lists its product as uncharacterized. Gene Ontology annotation, cellular component: vacuolar membrane. The record is from RefSeq and is a predicted model, not a curated record. Gene Ontology annotation, biological process: amino acid transmembrane transport. The transcript is spliced from 2 exons. Lineage: Eukaryota; Fungi; Ascomycota; Eurotiomycetes; Chaetothyriales; Herpotrichiellaceae. The coding region runs from base 123 to 1952 and encodes 609 amino acids. Gene Ontology annotation, molecular function: amino acid transmembrane transporter activity.
GCUCCUUCACUCCGGAGUCUUUCGCCUGCAUUGGUGUGUCCAUCAUUUCCCAGUCGCAAUAGCUUCACUUCACGUGCAUACGCGCUUUACCAUCAAGGUCUCGUGGAACUUCGAUUGCAAAUAUGUCUUUGCCAGAUGCCAUUGAUGGCGGGAAGCCGAGCAACCCAGACCGCCCAACAACCUGGAUCAGUCCUAUGAACAGAAAACUCUAUGACAGCAGUGUCACCUUUGAAGAGUACCUCCAUUAUGCGAAACGCACACGGGCUGAAGAGGAGGCAGAGCAGCACAUCCCCCAAGGAGGCAUUCUACAACAAGUGUUCCGCAGGUCGUCGGUUACUUCCGAGGCACCUGGAACAUUUCACCACACUGGUGUGAGCCCUGAAGAAGGAAGUCCAGGGGAAAAGACCGAGAAAGAGGCUGCCGCAGCGCCAGACGCCGACAAGGACGGCAACCAACCACGUCGAAGGAGUAUUUUGUCAAGACAUUCCCUGAUUACCGAACAAGAGUGGCGUAAUGCUGCACGGGCUUUGCGCACAGCGACCUGGGGUGCUGGCUUUUACUUGAUCACGACAGACAUCUUGGGUCCAUACGGUGUCGGAUUUGCUCUCGGAACCCUGGGAUGGGGACCUGGUAUAGCUCUCUACACCGUCUUUGCCUUCAUGGCCGGUUAUUCCGGCUAUCUUCUCUGGCAGGUUUACUUGGGCCUUGACUCGUACGAGUUUCCGCUGCGCAACUAUGGUGACCUUGCGUACCGUACCAUGGGCAAUGGCGCUCGAUAUGUCGUCAAUUUCCUGCAGUCGGUCCAAUUGCUUCUAAUCUGUGGCCAGGUCAUCAUUCAGAAUGGUCAGGGUAUCUCACAGACGUCCAGAUUCCGACUGUGCUACGCCGUGUGCAUCAUUAUCUUUGUCAUUGCAGGUUUCCUCAUGGGUCAAGUCCGAACCCUACGAAACUUUGGCAUCUUUUCCAUGAUUGCCGUCGGCUUCAACCUCAUGGUCAUCUUCAUCUCAAUGGGUGUGAUGGCACAUUCGCCACCCAACUAUAGUAUCAGUGUGCUCGGCUCCGCCGGUUCGGCCGUCGAUCCAGCCUCAAUCACUCCCGAUGCGAAAGGCAACUACCCUCCUAUCAAGCAUUACGGAGGAAUGCCUGACUCUUCCAACUUCGUCGGUGCAAUCAAUGGAUUGAUGUCUGGAGUCUUCGCGUAUGGUGGUGCUCAGAUCUUUGUUGAAAUCAUGGCCGAGAUGAAACGACCAUGGGACUUCAUCAAGGCCAUGUGGCUCGCACAGUUUUUCAUUUACUCUGUUUACCUGAUCUAUGGCUGUUACGUGUACCAUUUCCAGGGACAAUACUCAUACACCAUCUCAUACAUGGGUCUGAGUGUUUACGGGUUCCAAGCUGCUUGCGACAUGAUGGUUGUCAUUUCGGGUUUGAUUGCCGCUGGCUUGUACGGCAACAUCGGCAUCAAGGUGUUGUACAACCAGGUGCUCCAAGAGAUCUUCAAUGCACCACCCCUCACGUCAAAGUCUGGCAAAUGGCUCUUCGGCUCGAUCGUCCCUGUCUACUGGAGUAUUGCUUUUGUCGUCGCCGCAGCGAUUCCGGAUUACUUCGGCUUCGUCUCGGUCAUUGCGGCAUUUUGUAUUGUGCAGUUCAGCUACUCCUUUCCUCCAAUCAUUCACCUUGCCUAUACCAUGCAAAAGAAUGCGAUCCGGGGAGGUGAAGGCUUCGAUGAAACCACCGGCGAGACCAGACGAAAUGACCACGGUAUCAAGCGUUUGUUUCGAGGCUUUUUUGCCGACAAGUGGUACAUCAAUGUGUGGCAUAUCAUUCAUGCUGGCGGAGCACUUGCAACUGCUGGGCUUGGUGCAUAUGCAGCCGUCGAGGGAAUGAUCGAGGCUUUCAAGAUUCCACAAGUCAACGCUUUCACGUGCACCAGCCCUCUCAAUCUCAAUGCUUGAAAGCCGUCCUUCGCAACCUGGAUAGCGACCGAACUUUGCUGUCCAACUAUUUGGUAUCAUUUUUUGGAGGCUGAGUGCAGGAAGGGAUGUAAACGAAGGUGAAGAGGUCUGAUGUAAUGGAAAUGGAAUCACGGUCAAUAUUCUUGCUACUUUGCCUGGAGUAUGUGACAUGUACGGCCAAGCCUCCAAUAUGUAGUCUUGUACAAGAAGAGAAAAUUACAAUCACGCACCUAGAUCUUCUUCGAUCAGGGUCAUAAGAGUUGUGUAAAUAUUGA